Messenger RNA from Suillus clintonianus, 2293 nucleotides. RefSeq lists its product as uncharacterized. Lineage: Eukaryota; Fungi; Basidiomycota; Agaricomycetes; Boletales; Suillaceae. The transcript has 7 exons. Gene Ontology annotation, molecular function: RNA binding. The record is from RefSeq and is a predicted model, not a curated record. The coding region runs from base 61 to 2139 and encodes 692 amino acids.
AUACACAAACAACGCCUUCAAAAUUGUAAGCAAGGAUGUUACCAGGUGCUUUAGAUCUAAAUGGCGACAUCACUCGGGAAACGCAGGCAAAGAGACGAAGACGCAGAUCCAUCAUCACAAUCACACGGAUCCACACUAUUCGUAUCCAACCUCCCCUAUGAUGUAACAUCCACAGACCUACAAACAACAUUUUCGGAUCUAGCACCCGUGCGCUACGCCUUUGUUGUAUCCAAGGACGGAUCUGGGGAAUCCAAAGGUUUUGGUUAUGUGUCUUUUUCUAUUCGGGAGGAUGCGCAGACUGCUUUCGAUACCGUGUCGGCUGAUGGGAUCGAGAUUAAUGGGAGGAAGCUGAGAGUUAAAUGGGCAGAUAAGAAGGUGGACAAAGGGAAGUUUGAAGGCUCCAAGGAGCGCGGUGGCAAGGAGAAGAAGCAGGAGGUGAAAAAGCCUGAUGUGAAAAAGCACGAGGUGAAAAAACAGGAGGUAAAAAAGCAGGAGGUAAAAAAGCAGGAGGUCAAAAAGCAAGAGGUAAAAAAGCAGGAGGAAAAGGCGAAGAUUGAAGAGGUCAAUGAGAGUGAUGCCGAAGUAGAUGAUGUCGAAGAGGGUGAUGACAAGAUGGUUGGCGUUGAAGAUAGUGAAGCUGAGCUGAGUGGUGCUGAGGACGAGGAGGAGCAGUUGGGUCUUCACGAAGACGAGGACGGCGAUGAGGACGAGGACGAAGAUCUCGAAGACAACGACGAGAAAGAAGCCAUGAGCGUUGAUCAUAAAGAUCAUCAACGUCCCAUGAAACCUCAACUACCUCAAACAGACACAGGUACUACACUCUUCAUUCGCAAUAUCCCUUUUAUUGCUACAGAAGACGAACUACGGACGCUAUUCCGCACAUUUGGGGCUCUACGGUAUGCCCGAAUCACCGUCGAACCAGGAACCGAACGUUCGCGCGGCACCGGUUUCGUUUGCUUUUGGAAGAAAGAGGACGCCGACAAGGUGAUCGAGCAAAGCGAAAUUUUGCGCGCCGAAACCAUGGGCAUGCAACAACCAACGAAAAACCCAUUUACCCUACCAUCAAUCCUAACACCUGACCCAUCUGCAGGCGUAGCCAGAAGUCUUGUUCUUCAUGGUCGCACUUUGGACGUCGUAAGAGCUGUCACACGGGAUCAAGCAGGUAAGCUGAAGGAUGAAGGCGAGAAACGGCGAGAAAAGGCAGACAAGAGAAAUCUUUACUUGUUGCGAGAGGGAGUCAUCUUGCCCAAUACGCCAGCGGCCAGCACUAUACCACCUAUUGAACUGGAGAAGCGGACUAAUUCGUUCACCGCCCGCCGCACGAUGCUGCGGACAAAUCCUUCCUUAUACGUAUCGAAGACCCGACUCAGCGUUCGCCAGAUACCACUAUUCGUUACCGAGCGGACUCUCAAACGCCUCGCCCUCCACGCCCUUCGUACAUUCAAAGACGAAGUCCGAAAGAAAGAACGCGACAAUUUGACUCCCGAGGAGCUAGAAGAGCCUGCCAAGGAAUCUGACGAACCAGGCGACUCCAGCACAAAAUCGAAAGCCGGGCAACGAUCGCAGGGAAGCAAGUCCAGAGGCGUCAAGCAAGCCAAACUCGUGCGUCAACAUGAGAGGGUAGAUCCUGUCACAGGAAAAGGCCGCAGCAAAGGUUACGGAUUCAUCGAGAUGCCGCGGCAUGCGGAUGCGCUACGCGUGCUUCGGUGGGCCAAUAACAACCCUGCUGUUACUUCACUUCUGAGCACCUGGUGGAAAGAAGAGCUUGGAGACCUCCUCAAGCUUGAGAAGGGAAAGGGGGAUCCUGAUGAGGCUAGGCUGAAGCGGAUAAAAGAUGAACUAGAAGGCCAGGUAAAAGUACCCAAGGGUACGCUUAUUGUGGAAUUCUCCAUAGAAAACGUGCAGGUCGUCCAGCGAAGAGCGAACCUGAACAAGGAAAAACCGACAGUACCAACACGAGUCACAAAAAGCCAAGGUGAAACAUCUCAAGAACCACCUAUGAAGAAACGUCGUGUUACGACUGAUGAAGCACCAGCGAAGCCUGUGAAGGAAGAACAUGCCACUAGUGGUCAGCGCAUCGGCGCAGUUAUUGGUAGAAAGAGAAAGGAGCGCAAAGCUGGCAAGAAGGGCGGAAAGUAACCCUCGAGUGCUGUUUUGAUGUGUUGUUUGCCUUUCCUCGUAUCAUACCCUGCUCAAAAUGACCACAGUGUCAAAUAUAUUGACUGUCAUAUGUUAUAUUGGGUCACCUGCUGGAAGAGACUGGCUGUGUUUUGACGCGAGCUCAGCUGCCUGA